Molecule: messenger RNA, 645 nt
Organism: Salpingoeca rosetta
Lineage: Eukaryota; Choanoflagellata; Craspedida; Salpingoecidae
Exons: 6
Coding region: 1-645 (214 amino acids)
Source: RefSeq, a predicted model, not a curated record
AUGAUGGACGAUGACAACACAGAGGAAACACCGCUUCUCCCCACCAGGGUGACGUGGGCGCCUGUGGAGACACCCACGUUCACGGGCAUCGUGCCGGAGGUUGAUGUGGAUGAGAGCACAGAGCGUCAGGAGCAGCCGCCAGGACCGCCACCGCGAUCCCUCAUUCCAGACAUCCCAAACUACAAACACGUCUCCUUCACAAAGAAACGCGUGUCGCCGACAGAGUGCUCUGUGGAUCCGGCAGUCACACAACGACAGCUGCCCACCAUGGACAUCCUGCAGAGAAUACCGCCGGAGGAAGCGCGUGCAUAUCUGCUGGCUGAGGUCAACACACACUGGUGCUGGGGGACGGGACCUGUUGAGGAGUUUACAUUCAUCCACGCAGACGCCCGUCACGCAUUCAAGUACGAACUCAACACACAUCAGGAGCAGCGCAGUGUUCGCUGGCACAUUGAACCAUUCACAGGGGAUGCUGUGGAUGGUCCUGAGAACGGCCCUGCUCCGUCGCCGUGGGAGGUGCACGUGCCGACCAAACGCCAAUUCACGGUGCGCCGAAAUGGCGAUGGUCAUGGUGGCAUCGAUUGCAGCGCUGAUGAUGAGGGCAUUGCUGGAGCGCUGAUGAUGAGGGCAUUGCUGGAGCGCUGA